Eupeodes corollae is the source of this 6407-nucleotide messenger RNA. RefSeq names its product bridge-like lipid transfer protein family member 3B. The coding region runs from base 508 to 4872 and encodes 1454 amino acids. The transcript is spliced from 24 exons. NCBI's taxonomy places the organism in Eukaryota, Metazoa, Arthropoda, Insecta, Diptera, Syrphidae. The record is from RefSeq and is a predicted model, not a curated record.
UUCCUGAAAUGUCAUCAAGUUUUUCAGAAUUUUCAUCAAUUUCAAUUCAAGUCGUAGCAACUACGAACCACGAACCUACCAUCGUCCGAUCGUCGUCGUCGUCGUCGAACGUCGAAGGUAGAGGAUUUUCUUUUGUAUUUUCCUCCUAAAUUCAAAAAAAAAAACACUCACAAUUUUUCCAUCGCGACGGUAUACAAUAUUUUCCUUAUUAUUUUUCCCUUUUUAAAAAUCAACAAAAGAAAAGAAGUUUUUCAAAUUAAACAAAAAAUCAAGUUUUUAAAAAACGAAAGAAAGAAAUAUAAAACUCAUAAAUGGAAACGUAAUUCCAAACCCAACUUAAAAAAAAAUUAUUAUCAAAACGGAUUACGGAGUGUGCAAUGAAGAAAUAGAAAAUUGAUUAAAGUGCAAGAAAUCAAAAAAUAAGAAAAAGAAGUAUACAACAGAAAAGAAAAGCGAAAUCAGUGAAUUUUCUUGAAGGAAGAGAGACCCCCCACUAAUUGGAGAAAAAUGGUUUCACUUAUCAAGAAUCAACUUCUCAAGCAUUUAUCACGAUACACGAAAAAUCUUUCAUCGGAUAAAAUUAAUUUGAGCACAUUUCGAGGUGAAGGCGAAUUAUCAAAUUUACAAUUAGAUGAAAAUGUCCUUACUGAUUUAUUGGAAUUACCAUCGUGGCUAAGAUUGACAUCAGCAUGGUGCAAUCAUGUUUCAUUUCGUAUCAGUUGGACAAAGUUGAAAAGUGUUCCUAUAACUUUGACUCUUGACGAAGUGAAUAUAUCUGUAGAAACAUGUGAUCCUAAUUCAAGAAAUCAAGAUCCUAAUUCACCAGGUUUGCAGCCUAUACAAGUCCCGCCUGGGAAGUAUAGUUUCAUACAUAAAGUUGUUGAUGGCAUAACAAUAAUCGUGAAUACUGUAAACGUAAAGUUCCUAAGUCCAGCCUUUACAUCAACAGUUCAGAUGUCCCGAAUUCGUGUUGAAUCAAAAACACCAAAAUGGGCUACUGCCGAUCUGCGAAUGACACGAUUGAAAGAUCCCCAACGCGGAAUAAUUUUGAUAUUCAAAGAAUUAUCAUGGCAAACAGUUCGUAUUGAGGCGAGUUCAACUCAGGAUAAGACACUGACUCCUUUACGUUUGUUAACAAAUCAAGCUCGUUGUCGAAUAACGAUACGAAAACGAAUGUCAGAUUGUAGUGUUUUAGCAUCUCGAUUGGUUUUGAUUUUGGAUGAUCUUCUAUGGGUACUAACUGACUCACAAUUGAAAGCAGCUCUUCAUUUUGUCGAUUCACUAUCGGGCCUUAUAAAAGCUGCAACACAUGCAACUCAAAAGACCAAAGCACAAAAGAAACUUGAGACACUUCCAGAGUAUCAAGCACAAUUAGCUCAACAAACCCGCCAACAAUCUGAUCUUGCACAUACAUCGUCUACGCAAAAAAUGUUUAAUGCAUUCGAUGUACGUGAGACUUCCUAUCAUUUUUUCAGUCAACGCAUUGAUUUGCAUCUAUGUGAUGAUGAAGGGGAUGGCCGUUCUAGUUAUCCUGAUCUUCAUAAAGGUGGAGCCCUACAGAUCUCUGUGCAAGCAUUUCAAAUUGACUACUAUCCCUAUCACUUGGCGAAAUCUGAUCGAUCUCAUUGGGCAAAAUAUAAAGAAGCUUCUGUUUUACCAGCCCUUUGGCUUAAAGAAUCUCUCAACUCUUUUCGUGAAGCAAUACUUAGUUUAAGUCAACCAAAUCGUCCAUCCACACAUGCCCCUCUCGAACGUAGUGCACCUACAUCGCCUGUAAUGUUAAAUCCAGCCAAUUCAUCCUCUGGUAUUACCACAACCUCAUCGGGACAAUCAACUCCAAUUAAUUCAAGUAGUGCUCCAACAUCACUAUCACAAUCAAUCCAACAAAAAUCAACAUUGGACAAUCUUGCAAAAUUGAUGAGUGCAUGUGUAAUUCUUCGUAUUGAAGAUUUCACUCUCUAUCGAGUAACUACUUCUGGAAAGAAGCAAAUGCCAAAGGAAUUUGUCUCAGCUCAACACAAGAGGAAACCCAAAGCAGGAGACAAAGAUCGUUACUCAUUCCCGCCGGAAAUGCCGAUUGUGCAUGCUGAGUUUACUUACUUUUAUUAUCCAGGAGAUUUUAUAUUUCCACUUCCUCCGUCCAAGGUAUUCGUACACAUCAACCCAUUGCAGGUUCACUUUGAUCUUAGCAGUGUUUUGUGGUUCAAUUCAUUUUCAUUGAAUCUGCAUGAAAGUCUUUUGCGAACAAGUGUUGGAUCUCCCACAGCUUCAGCUUCGUCAGCUGCAUCUUUGUCAGUCAACUCGGAACCCAGUUUUAUGUAUAUGGAUGUCAAGGUAGAAGCAAUAAUGCCUCGGAUUGUAAUCGAAUCAAGCGUCGAUGCACCAAAUCAGAAAGAUCGCCCUAAAAUUAUGCAAAUUCAAAUCUCUCGAUUCGCAUUGACUAAUAUCCGAGAAAUGGGCUCGUCUCGAGCUGAUCUCGCUAAUGCGUUGCAUUCACUUCAGGAGGGAACUUUGGUGUUUGGCAGUGGAUUCCCUUCGGUGAACGGAGAUAUGUGCAUUGUCACAGACCGAAUUCUUUCCCAUGUGGCUGCUAGUGACGUUCCCAAUAUUCAGCAGCCACCACUUAGUGCGUCGGUGUCGUCGCAGAAUCUCUCACGAUACGCAACUUGGUCUGAACCUCGAGAUGUGUGGUGUAUAAAAUUCGAUCCGGUUUGGAUUGAUUUCUUGGGAGCACGAUCUUUGGGACCAAAUAAAUCGAUUCCGUUUGUCGAUGCAGUUCCUGUCACUUUGUGGCUUCAUGGUGGCUCCGAUAGUGCAACGGCUGCGACCACUGCCGCUUCCACAGCAAAAGGUUCUGUUGAGACAAAUAUUCAUCGAAUGGACUAUACAAAUCGAAACUUUGCAACAUUGAACCCAUUUCUCGAUCCAGAGCCACCUGAGACCUCUCCAACAGAUGCUACAUCAUCUCAAAAACGGAGUAAAUCCGCAGAAUCCAGCAACGAAAAAACUGCUGAUAUGCAUGCCAUAGUUCAUAUUUCCAACCUGGUUAGUGUCCAAAUCGAUCACUAUCAGUAUUUGUUUCUUCUUCGUUUGGCCGAAGAGAUGAAUGAGCUUACAACAUUCCUGUCCCUUGACGCUGAACGUAUUCUUCAAAAGCAAAACAUUAAGAAAUCAUUAAUAUUGGGUUGUGUUGUACCACAAGUUGAAGUCACACUGGUGAUGCCGUCCCCAACACCUGGUAAGGAAUCAAGUGGUGGUGAUGCUGAAAGUGUUUUACCCGAUUCAGCUAGUUUGGGUGAUGAUUUACACAUGAAUAGUACAAAUAUAAUCUGGCCAGCGCAUCCACCGCUAGAUCAGAUCAAGCAUAGUACUUUUGGAAGUGUUGAAACACCGUCCCCAGUAACAAAUGAUCCACCUUUUGAUACUGGAAUGCAUGUUUCCAAUCCAAAUACUCAUGGUUAUAAUGUUCAAAUUAAAAGUACACCAACAGUGGCUCCACCAUUACUUCAAAGUCAAGGAUCAAGGGCUGAUUUGGGACUAUCGUCAGCUGCAUCGUCAUCAAAAGUGACCAAAACUAGAAAUUCAAUAACCGAUUCAAGUAUAACCAAGGAAAUUAAUUCUAGUCUAUUGUCAAUGAAAAAGGGCUUCUCUUCCUUUAUGACAUCAAUUGAUUCAGCCAUAAAGUCAGGUAAUCCAAAUGACGAUGCUAGUGAUACAUUUUCAAUUCAAAGUGAUAUAAGUUCGGAUUCGGAGAAUUUUGCAAUUGUCAUGAGUGAUGAUAAAACAACCGAUUGCAUUGAUGUCAUGUUUAGACUUAAUCCGUUUACAACUGAUUCAAAUCUAAAAGCAUCACCUGUUGAAGUAGCCAGUGAAGUUUAUGAAGAACCUACAAAUAAUUAUAAAACAAAUUUAUCCUCACCAUCAGAACCUUCAGAAGCGAGUACAUGGCGUCGAAGAGAUCUAGUGUCAAUGACAACAUUUAGAUUAACAACAGUUGAAGUGAUAAAACAAAAUGAAGGUUAUUCUUCUUCAUUAAGAUUACAAGUAGCUGCAAUAUCCUGCAAUGAAUGUGGUUCAAUACCAUGGGAUGAAUUACAAACCGCUCACCAAUCAACAAAGAAUAAAUUCGGUGCACGUUGUAAAGCAUGGAAUUUGGCACCUUACAAUCCUGAAGCACCACCAUGUGUUCAACUGCGUUUAGAAGAAACAUUAAAUCCACCUGAUGAAUCAGUUGAUAUAACUGAUAAAAAAAGUAUUCAAGAAUGGUUCACAAAUCGGGCUGAUAUUCGACUCAAAGAUAUAUCAUUAGAUUUAUCAAUGAGUACAGUGAUAGGAUUGGGAGAUUUGGCCGAAGAUGAAAUCAUCACCAAACCGUUGCCUUUGAAUAUAUCACUUGAAAAUGUGAAACUUAAUUUGGUUGAAGAUAGACCGCCAGUUAAUAUUACCUCACCGGGGCCAGUUCCAAUAAAUUUAGUCAUAGGUUCAAUGAAAGUCCAACGUGAUGAAAAUGGAGUUUUGCAAAUUCAGCCAAUUGAAAAAGAUAUACAUCAAGAAGCACCAACAACUUCAGUUGCACCCCGUGAUAAGGAUCGAGAUCGUGAAAUUCUGUCCCUGCAGCUAGUCAUGCAACAACUUAAAAUCGACAAUGACAAUGUUAGAAAACAACUCAUCAAUUCGAAAGAGAAUUCAGAAAACUUUAGACAAAAAGCAAAACAAGAAAAUGAUGUCCUUCGAACUUAUUUAAAAGCAGCUCAAGAUGAUAUAACUAUUUUAUUAGAUGAAAAAAAAGCUCUACUCGAUACAAUACGUUCGCUACAGGUCAAAAAUGACGAACGGAAGAAAGCUUCAACUGACAUCAUCGAAUACAAAUAAGAAAAGCGAUGGUAAUAACAGAUAGCAUAACUGCAUGGAUUGCAUCCAAUGUUGCAGUGAAAAUAAUAAUCCAUGAUUAGAACCUAAAAUUCAGAAUUCAAAUUUCCUACAUGAUGUUUUUAAAAUGUGCUAUCGCUAAAAAACAAAACAAAUCAAAAACUAAAAAAAAAAACAAAAGAAAAAGAAUAAGAAACUUUUUUCCUAUAUAAAAAUAGCAUAACGCUUUAAAAUGAAAACACACAUAAAUAAGUUAUAAAACUACGUACUACAUUAUUUCUUCUAUUAAAUUAAAUUUAAUAACAAUUAAAGUUUAAUUAAUUUAAAGAAAAAAAUAAAUAAACAGCAACAAAUUGAAAAAGAUAAAAAAAACACGAAAUACAAAAUGCCAAAUUUUAAGUCUGAUAUAAAUUUGCUGUAACUUGAUUUUACUUAUUAAUUGCAAAACUAUAAAAAAAAAAAAAACAAAAUACAAGCGUUAUCAACGAUUUCAUUGGAUGAACUACUUUUUGAUUUCUCAAAAAAUUAAAAAAAAAGCUAAACGCAUAUAUUAUACGAAAUUAUAAAGAAGAUAAUUUUAAAAAUUUUCUUAAAAAAAACAUAUUUAGACGAAAAAACACUUUAAUUGUAAAAAAUUCAAAUUAAUAAUAAUAAUUUUUGUAUUGUCCGUUUUCUUAUAUUCAUAAUUAAGACUGAGAAACCAGAAAAAAAGUGUAAAAAAAUUGUUAAAUAAUUUGCCUCUUUCAUAUUUUGCUUUUUUGUUUACUUUGUAUUUUUUCUAAUUCGAAUUUUUAUAAAGUUAAAUUUAUUAAGAAAGAAAAAAAAAACGAUCGUAAAACAAGUGUUGUAAAUUUUGAAAAGCUUUACUAGUAGUUAUUUAUAUUCAAAAUUCAAAACUUAUACAAAAUUAAUGUGUGUAAUUAUUUCUCUGACAAAACAAAAACAAAACAACCUGUUCAACGUUGAUAUUAUCAAAAAUCUAAACGUAGGACAUUGCAUUCCUUUUUCAUUCCAAAAUGUUUUUUUUUUGUUUCUUUUAUAAGAGUUGUGCUUGUUGAUUAGAAUUAGCAAUUAAAAGAAAAAAAAGUUGUUAUAUGUUAUACUUUUUUUAAGCUGGCAUUACUAAAACUACAUAAAAUACAUACAUUAAAUAGAUACAAACUUUUUCUGGUAAAUGAUAACUUAACAUUAAUUUUCGUGUUAAAAAACAAAACAAAAUAUUAAUUCAUUAUUUAGAAAAAUUAUUGGGAACGGUCGUGAGUAAAUUUUCCUUUGGGAUUAAUCUAUAUCUUCCGAAAUCGAGAACAAGGAAGCUAAAAUAUAUUUUCUCUGGGUAUUCAGUUCUUGUGGGACUCUGGCUCUUAAUUUGAGCUUAAGAUAUAAAUAAGAGCAUUUACAAAUCUCGUCAAUGAGAAAUAUUGCGUGGGAAAUUCUACCCACUUAGGCCCCUUCCCAUUAUGUAUAGUUCUUAAAUACUUUCGAUAAAUGUGAUUUCUCUUCAAAGAAAAAAAAACUAAAUAAAUAAACUUUUGUUCUGU